AUGGAGAGGAGUGGGAGGGUGGGGAGGAAAGGCAGGAACACGAGUAUGGUGGGGAUGGCGAGGAGUGGGAAGGCGGCGACGCGAUGGACGUGGACGCGCAUGAACAAGAGGGCAUGCACCACGGGGAAAAGGACUACGACUCGGACGACAGUUACGAUGACGAGGAUGAAGAUGGCCGGCAGGGUCAUGAGCGCGGACGGCCUCGCCGCGGACGCGCACAGAAUGACGAGGUCGAUCACAAUGAACGCAACGAAGACACCGCGCACGACCGCACCGAGGACGCGCCCGAAGAGGGCGAGGCGCCGGUGCAGGACAAGAGCACGACUAAGACGCUUGGGUGGCGGAAGAGUCAAGGACGAGGAACAAGGCGACGCGUCCGAGAAAGAGAAAGAGAUACCUGCUACCCAACCCGAGCCAGAGCACGCAAUCGAGGCCCACGAUCGACCGGCGCAAGCACAGGUCGACGAGGAUACAGAGGAAGAAGAGGACGAGGACGAAGCCAACGAGCAGCCUGCCCCGCUCGCCACACCCAUGAAGCGCGCCCCGCCUUCGCACGCAUACUAUACCCCGCAGGCGGCGCGGCCAACGUUUGGGCUGGGAACGCCUUCGUCGAGCGUCAACAGUACUGCGCUGACUGGUGUUCGCUCUUCUCGCCCUUCCGCUACGUCGCUUCAACCGAUCGAUUAUCCCUCUGGCGCAUCCGCCCAUACAACUGGUUCACUUAACCGCACAAUGUCGAUCCCACCACCACCUCCCGUCACACCUGCUGCACUCCAGGCCAUCCGCGAACGGCGGCAGAGCGCACGUAACGCGCCUGACGACUUUAUGGGCCGGGUGCCCGGGAUGACGCCCGGGCGGACGAAGAGCACUUCUCCUGUGAAGGAGCGGCGCCCGCUGCCUGCGAUGGUGCCGGAGGAGGCGGAGUCGUCUACGGCUCAGCAUCAUCGUCUUUCGACACCUCUUGGCCAGCCAGGGAUACUGGGGCAGCCGACCAACACGCCCCUCCCGCCCGACACCCGGGGCCUGCUCGAUCGCAUGAUGAGCACGAUCGAGGACCUGAAGGAGAGGAGGCGGCAGAGUCUGGCGGCGAGUCCCAUCAAGCCGGCGCGUCCGCCGCCGCGGAUGGAGGAGAGUGAGGAAGAGGAAGAUGAGGAAGAGGAAGAGCAUGACAAGGAGAAUGUGCAGCAGAAGGAAGUCGUGCAGGAGAAGCGGGAUGAGGGGAGGGAGAAGGAGUCGACGAAGAUGAGCGAGGAUCACCCGACGCCAAACGACGACAGGAUGCGGACGAGCGAAGAUGACGGCAGCGAGGAAGAGUGGGAGAGGCUCCCCGCGCCACCCACCAGAGGGCGACCCGCGAGUCCAGUCAAGCCGCUGUCUGGCAGGCCAGCGAGUCCGGUCAAGCCACCGUCGACCUCGCAGGCUUCUACCUCGCACCCCGCGCCUCCGCAAACGCCCAACAUGAAGGGCAUCCGCGAGAUGUUCAUGCACCAGAAGCAGCGCGGGCUCGGGACGCCCGCGGUCGAGGCGGUCGGCGAGAUGUUCGCGCCGCUAGAGGCGCCGGAGACACCCGUUCCAGGACCGCCGGAGACGCCGUCGACCGGGGAGACCGUGACGCCCUCGACGGGCGAGCUGGAGGCGGACGAUGAGGCGACGCCGGGCGAGCGGGCCAGGGACGAGAAUGAGUUGGUAGGAGACGCCCCGGCGGAGAAGCCGAAGAGCGGGCGGGUGAUGAAGGGGAAGGGGAAGAAAGCCGCGACGGAGGAAUCGCAACCGCCAGCUGUUGUCAAGAAGGCGACGCGUGCAAAGGCAGCUGAGACCCCCGCCACGCGAACUCGUGCGACCCGGGCGAGCUCGAAGCAGCCCGAACCAUCGGACGUGGAGGAAGAGGCGCCUCCGCCCAAGACCGCGGCGCGCGGACGACGCGCCAAACAGGCCGAGGAAGACGAGUCUACGGGAGAGGAAGCAGCACCUGCUACGCGGACACGGAAGGGCAAGGCGCCUGCUUCUGCGACCAAGUCGACCAAGACUGCAGCACCUCCUACGAUUGAGGAAGAGCCCAGCAGCGAGGAGCCUGCGCCGCGGACGAGGACACGCACUCGCACCCGUACCACGCCGACACCGGAACCGGAAGUCCAGCCGAAGACUACACGUACGACGCGGAAGACGCGCACGGCGCCAACGCCUGAGCCCAUCGAGGAAGAAGCAGACGAAGAGGCACCCAAGCGGACUACGCGUACGCGUAAGGCGACGGCGGUCAAGCGGGAGGACUCUGACGAGAUUGCCCCGCUCGCAGGGCCAUCGUCCGAGGCUCAAACAACGGGCAAGCAGCUGCGCAAGCCGACGUCGCGGGCGAAGAUUACGCCAACGGCGAAAGCGGGCGCGUCUGCCGCCAAGGCGAAGGCGGGCACAUCGGCGGCGAAGGAGAAGGCUGCCCCGCGCGCGGAGAGCCCGAUGGAGAAGGAGAACACGGAGGAGCAGGCCGCGACGAAGCUCCGUGUGACGCGGCGCGGUGGGCGUAAGAAGGUGAAGGAGGAAGAGGAGGACGGGGUGGUCACGGAGCCUGAACCCGUUGUGACCAGGACCAGAGUGACGCGGUCGAGGGCAACUAGGACUUAAGCUUGUAUACUCUAGAUGAAUGAACUCGCGACCAAGGGUAUCUGCAU
Molecule: messenger RNA, 2663 nt
Organism: Schizophyllum commune H4-8
Lineage: Eukaryota; Fungi; Basidiomycota; Agaricomycetes; Agaricales; Schizophyllaceae
Exons: 5
Coding region: 241-2616 (791 amino acids)
Source: RefSeq, a predicted model, not a curated record